Molecule: messenger RNA, 2888 nt
Organism: Triplophysa rosa
Lineage: Eukaryota; Metazoa; Chordata; Actinopteri; Cypriniformes; Nemacheilidae
Product: von Willebrand factor A domain-containing protein 5A-like
Exons: 22
Coding region: 171-2639 (822 amino acids)
Source: RefSeq, a predicted model, not a curated record
GCCCCUGGCAUUUAAACGUCGUUUUCCGCAAUCGUUCCUCUUUAUUUCCACACUGACACAUUUGAUCGUCAAGAUUUAAACUCUUCAUCUGAUUCUCUCAGUUGUGAUUUACUCAUUUAAUCCGGAGGAAUUUCAUCUUCUGAGUUUGUAUUUACAGUAACAGAGUCAGAAUGAUGAACUGCUGUGGUCUCGUGACUGGACAAAAACUGCCAGUUCCACUGAAGAGCAUCUCAGUGGAGGUGCAGGUCAAGGGUCAUGUAGCCACAGUCACCUCCACUCUGCAGUAUGUGAAUGAGGAAGAGCGCCCCCUGGAGGCCUUGUUUGUGUUCCCUCUGCCUGCUGAUGCUGCUGUCUGUCACUUCAGUGCCAAGAUCGGAGAGCACGAGAUUGUGGCAGAGCUGAAAGAGAAACAGACCGCGAGAGAUCAGUAUGAUGAUGCUGUGAGUUCAGGUCAGCAGGCGUUUCUGUUGGAAGAGAGUGAAGAAAGUUCUGAUGUGUUCAAACUGAGUGUUGGGUGUCUGUCACCGGGUCAGAACGCCGCCAUCAGCAUCACAUACAUCACUGAACUCUCUGUGCAGGCCGACCACGCGCUGCGCUUCUGUCUGCCUGCUGUCCUCAACCCCAGAUACACACCAGCAGGUUCAGCUGCUGGAAUAGUUUCAGAGAUUUCAUCAGUAUGUGACUCUGUCCCCUACACUCUGACUCUUAGUGUUCAUGUGAGCUCUCCAAAGCCCAUCUCCAAACUAGAGUCCAACUGCACUCUGGAUCCUCUAGUGUUCCUCGACUCGCAUCACACUCACGCUACGGUGAAUCUGAGUUCUGGGCACAAGUUUGAUAAAGAUGUUGAGUUGUUUGUGUACUAUGAGAAUACCCAUCAGCCCACUGCUAUAGUGGAGGCAGGAGUGACCGCUGCUCAACCAGGUUCUCUGAUGAGUGACCCAGUGGUGAUGAUCAGUUUGUACCCAGAAUUCCCAGAGGAAGUGAUGUCAUCAUUAACAACUCAAGGGGAGUUUGUUUUUGUGAUUGACAGAUCGGGCAGUAUGGACUGCGUGAUGCAUCAUGGUGAAGGAGCACAGAUGCGUAUAGAAAGUGCAAAGGAAACUCUGCUGUUACUGUUGAAGAGUCUGCCCAUGGGCUGUUACUUCAAUAUCUAUGGAUUUGGCUCUCGUUAUGAGUCCUUCUUCCCUCAGAGUGUUGUGUACAAUCAGGACACAAUGGAUCAGGCACUGAAGAGAGUCAGUGAAAUGAGAGCAAACAUGGGCGGCACAGAGAUUUUACAGCCUCUGAAACACAUCUACAGUCAACCCUGUUACCCCGAACACCCCAGACAGUUGUUUGUCUUCACUGAUGGAGAGGUGGGGAACACUAAAGAGGUUCUGGAUCUUGUGAAAAAAAAAUCUCAUUCUCACAGGUGUUUCUCGUUCGGGAUUGGUGAGGGUGCGAGUAGCGCCCUCAUCACAGGAUUGGCCAGAGAGGGAUGUGGCCACGCCCAGUUCAUCACCGGCACUGACCGCAUGCAGCCCAAAGCGAUGCAGUCUCUCAGGUUUGCUCUGCAGCCUGUAGUGAACAAGAUCUCUGUGCAGUGGAAAGUUCCAGAUGGCAUCACUGUUGACACGCUGUCCCCACCCAUCAAUGUCAUCUUCCAGGGUCAAAGGUCACUCAUUUAUGCCCAGAUUAAAGGACAGAGUUCAGAAAGCUCUGAAGGAUCAGUGAUGAUACAAUACAACCUGAAAGAUCAACCAGUGACAAACCAGCUUCACUUCUGCCUUAAACCAGCUGAGGACACUGGGUUGAUGAUCCACCGUCUGGCGGCUCGGUCUCUGAUUGGUCGUCUGGAGCAGGAGGAGAGGGCAGGAGGUGCAGAGGUGGAGUCUGUCAGGAGCAGGAUGGUGAAGCUCAGUGUUGAAGCAGGAGUGAACAGUGUUCAUACAGCCUUCAUUGCCAUUAAUAAACACAACAGAGAGACUGUGAAAGGACCUCUCAUACAGAGAAGAAUACCAACACAAGGAUUAUAUUUGAGAGGUUCUCAGCUACCAGUAUUCGGGUAUGCCUGUGUAAGCAAGUGUCGUGAAAGGGCAAUCGUGUCAGAUGGUAUUGAUGAAGAACUGGACACACAAAUGUUAGAGUCUCUUCAGUGUGACUCUCGUUUGAAAUGCAGCCUGACGGAUUUACCACCGGUACAAACAAAAAGUAGCGGAGUAAAAAAGAGUAUAAAGGUCAAGAGUUUAUUUCGCCGUAAUUCUAAACAGAAGUCUAUGUCAUCUGUCCAGACAAACGUUCAUAGCAAGCAAGAAGCAGCACCUGAGCCUCAGAAGGACUCUUUUCUUCAGCUGGUGUCUCUUCAGAAGGCCUCGGGCUGCUGGGAGCUGAACUCUGCGCUGGCACAAGUGUUUGGAAAGACAGAAGAUGAGCUGACCAAUCAGAAACCAGCACAGGUGGACGGCUCAGUGUGGGCCACUCUUCUGGCUCUCAUCUGGUUAUACGGAUAUAAAAUGGAGCAUCAAGUUGAGUGGCAGUUUGUGGCCAUGAAGGCGGCAUCAUGGAUCCGCUCUCAGAACGUGGGCGGUCUGUCUCAGUGUGUGUGUGAUGGGAAUGUUCUGCUGGGAUGUCACGUGAAGGAAGAUACUCUGGGAAUUUGAAGAUUUUUAUUUCCACUAUGAAAAAAACGAAAUAUAGUUUUAUUUACUGUUACUGUCACUACUGUUGUUGUGAUUAGAAUCUGACCGUGGGUUGAUUUUUAUGUAUAGCGUAGGUCACAAUAAAGAACUUGAGGUACUUAUAUACUUGGGUUUACUAAAGCAUAUAUAUUUUUUUGCAUUAUUAAAGCAAAAGUACAAGCAAAUAAAUAAAAGCAACAUAACUAAAUAAAAGAAUAUGGACAAAUUGCA